AUGUCGCAGCAAAGGUAAUUGCAAUAUUUGGCAUCCAUCGAACAACACGAAAUGACGAACUUGUCAAUAUGAAGAAGACGAACGUUACUCACGCUGACCAAGUGAUAAUUGUUAAAAUUCCUAAUACCAAAACACAUGAAUCAAAAACGUUCACAAUGAAGAGAGAUUUAGCUGACAUUGUGCGGAAAUACAAGAAAUUCAGACCCACAAAUGCGACAACAGAAAGAUAUUUCCUGAACUACCAGAACGGCAAAUGUACCACUCAAGUCAUUGGUACCAAUAAAUUUUGCAAAACUCUGAAACAAAUUGCAAUUUUUCUGAGAUUUAAAGAUCCUAAUGGGUACACCGGCCAUAGUUUUCGUAGAACGUCCACCACAAUCUUGGUUGGCAAGGGAGCAAAUAUGGCAUUUUUGAAAAGACACGGAAUGUGGAAAUCGGACACAGUCGCUCAAGGAUACAUACAAGAAUUUAUGAACAAUAAAAGGAAAAUUGGAAAUAUGAUUUCCAACGCCAUAAAUUUGGAACCUUCGAGUUCUGCAUUCCCAUCCAUUUCAGAAGGACAUGGGAUCGUGAGAAAACCAAAAACAACAUUGGCUACUUCCAAAAUCGUUCCAGAAGAUGUGACUUCAACAGUGAUAAGCGACAUUCCUGAAAAAAAAAGGAAAUUCCAGAAAAGGGACAAGUUUUAA
Messenger RNA from Cephus cinctus (wheat stem sawfly), 689 nucleotides. RefSeq lists its product as uncharacterized. The transcript has 3 exons. NCBI's taxonomy places the organism in Eukaryota, Metazoa, Arthropoda, Insecta, Hymenoptera, Cephidae. The record is from RefSeq and is a predicted model, not a curated record. Gene Ontology annotation, molecular function: DNA binding. The coding region runs from base 69 to 689 and encodes 206 amino acids. Gene Ontology annotation, biological process: DNA integration; DNA recombination.